AUGUCGUCGGUCAAGUUCGACGUCAAGGAGACGGUCGCCAGCGUGACUGGCACCCAGGACCUCGCCAAUGAGGCCGGCGUUGCCCUAGCUAAAGGUGCUGGUGCUGGUGGCUACCUGGCUGUGAGUCUUGUCAAUGCGACUGCGAUGCGACGGCGACUGAUGGACGACUCUAGNGCAUACUUGCGCCAGCUGCAGACCAACCCUCUUCGCACCAAGAUGAUCACCUCGGGCUCGCUUUCUGGUGCCCAAGAAGUCCUUGCCUCAUGGAUCGCAAAGGACCGCAACAAGGAUGGCCACUACUUCACCUCGCGCGUGCCCAAGAUGGCCCUCUAUGGUGCUUUUAUUAGCGCUCCUCUUGGCCACGUCCUCAUCAACAUCCUGCAGAGAGCCUUUGCUGGCCGGACCAGUUUGAGGGCCAAGAUCCUGCAGAUCCUCGCCAGCAACUUGAUUGUUGCCCCCAUCCAAAACACUGUCUACCUCUCCGCCAUGGCUAUCAUCGCAGGCGCCCGCACUUUCCACCAAGUCCGCGCUACCGUCCGUGCUGGUCUGCUUCCCGUCAUGAAAGUCAGUUGGUGCACUUCGCCUCUGGCCCUGGCCUUCGCCCAGAAGUUCCUUCCCCAAGAGACCUGGGUGCCCUUCUUCAACAUCAUCGCCUUCAUCAUCGGUACCUACAUCAACGCACACACAAAGAAGAAGCGCCUGGCCGCCCUGAGAAAGAAGCACUACGGUGAUUCUAGGGCAACUGGUCGUCCCGAAGACGACAGACGUCCCAACUUCUAG
Messenger RNA from Aureobasidium musti, 780 nucleotides. The record is from the annotation of a GenBank genome assembly. NCBI's taxonomy places the organism in Eukaryota, Fungi, Ascomycota, Dothideomycetes, Dothideales, Saccotheciaceae.